UAGGUUGGUUAACAGAUGAUGAUUAUACCACUUUUAACAGAUCUAGGUUGGGUAACAGAUGAUUAUUAUACCAUUAUUUCAGAUCUAGAUUGUUUAGUGGUGGAUGAUGAAAUUUUAACUACUGUCACCACACUUGAAGGGAGUGUUCUAAUCUAUCGAUAUAGUUUGUCUGUUACACGAAGCGCUCCGAUCAAGUACUCAAGUUUGGUAGAAAUUGCCGCUGAAGGGGACAGAAAAGUUACUAAGGUUCAUAUUUGCGCCGGUAUUUCUUUAAAUAAAGAUUCCCCUACUCUUCAUAUAGCUUAUGGCUCUGCAUCUGCUCUCCAGAUUGAAGAAUUGAAGAUCAAUGAACUUAAGAAAACUCAUCUUUUACCAAGAUCUUCUCCAGUUCUAACACUAGGCGCACCAAGUCAAAUGUACGGCCAACAUAUCCUGGAGAACAGAACUUCCGGAAAGAAGAGGAAACAGGAAAUAGACGAGGAGAACAUGACAAUAGGAAACUAG
Messenger RNA from Eurytemora carolleeae, 504 nucleotides. RefSeq lists its product as uncharacterized. Bases 16 to 504 code for a protein of 162 amino acids. The record is from RefSeq and is a predicted model, not a curated record. NCBI's taxonomy places the organism in Eukaryota, Metazoa, Arthropoda, Copepoda, Calanoida, Temoridae. The transcript has 6 exons.